Molecule: messenger RNA, 1242 nt
Organism: Calidris pugnax (ruff)
Lineage: Eukaryota; Metazoa; Chordata; Aves; Charadriiformes; Scolopacidae
Gene: ENDOV
Product: endonuclease V
Exons: 9
Coding region: 150-968 (272 amino acids)
Biological process (GO): DNA repair
Cellular component (GO): cytoplasm; nucleolus
Molecular function (GO): RNA endonuclease activity producing 5'-phosphomonoesters, hydrolytic mechanism; single-stranded RNA binding
Source: RefSeq, a predicted model, not a curated record
GGCUGGAACCGGACACACAGACACCGCCGGAGCCGGCUCCCUCCCCCCGGGGCAGGGUCCUUCUCCCGCCCCGCUUGUCCUCUCCCUUCCCGGAACGGGUUGCUCUCCGCCCGCGUUCCCGAGGGAGGGUGAGGCCUCCUUCCGCCGCCAUGGCGGGCCGGGCCGCGCCGCCGCCGGAGGCCACGCUCCGCGCCUGGGAACGCGAGCAGGCCCGGCUGGGAGCCAGCGUGGUGGAGGAGGACACCGAGGAAUGGCAGAGAGAUCCCGGUUUUGCCGGACUGGAGAGAGUGGGAGGUGUGGAUUUAUCCUACAUCAAAGAAGACGAGACCAGCGCCUGCGCCUCCCUGGUGGUGCUGAGCUACCCGGGCAUGGAGGUGCUGUACGAGGAUUGCCGGAUGGUGACGGUGAGCGCCCCGUACGUGGCAGGAUUCUUAGCCUUCCGAGAAGUCCCUUUCCUGGUGGAAGCUGUUCAGAGACUUCAGCAGGAGGAGCCCAGGCUCAGACCUCAGGUACUUCUUGUAGAUGGGAAUGGCCUGCUCCAUCCCAGAGGAUUUGGUGUGGCCUGUCACCUUGGGGUCCUGACGGAUCUACCAUGUAUUGGAGUGGCCAAGAACCUCCUGCAGACAGAUGGCUUGGUCAGGGAUGAGCUGCACAGAGAGCAGAUUCGUUCCCUGCAGAAGGAAGGAGAUACAUUCCCACUGACGGGCACUUCUGGGAGAGCCCGGGGCAUGGCCCUGCGUAGCAGCAACAACAGCUCUAGGCCACUCUAUAUCUCCGUGGGCCACAGGGUGUGCCUGGAGACAGCCGUGCGCCUGGUCAAGUCCUGCUGCAGGUACCGGAUCCCGGAGCCCAUCCGUCAGGCCGAUAUUAGAUCGAGGGAGUAUAUUCGGAAGCAGCUGUGCUCACCACUGGAGGUCACGUCUUCUGGGCCAGAGAGUGGUAAAAAGGAGGCUGAACCGGAUGAUUAGGCUGAUGCCAGGAGAAACCACAGGGCUCCUCUUCACUGGAUCCUCUCCUCCACCACGACUGUGGUUCUGUCGAGCACCACGGCCGAGUGCCACCCCAGGGGACAGCAGUGCAAGGCCGUGUUGGUCAGGACAAUGCCACCAACUCCACGUGGGUCUGGGGGACAGACAGACCAGCCUCUGUGCAGGGAUAAUGUUAAGGACGCAUUUCUCAGGGAUGAUUUUUAAGCAUUGUAAAAAUAUUUGUGUAAGUAAAAGUACCCUUGUAAGUUUGCAA